CAGUUCACUAAUUGAUGUCUAGUUACCAAUUCGAAGUAAUUGUUAUCACCAGUUUGGCGUUGCUCACAUUCGAAGUUUGUCUCGUUUUAAUCCCCAAAGUCGCACGGGAGUGCGCUGCGCGUCGCCGUUUAUUUUCUUCUCUGUGAAGGCGGCAAAGGAGCGCCAGUCCUUGAGCUUAACAUUUCCAUUAAUCGGUUUCAUUGCAUUUUCAGAAAGCGCCCGUUUUACCCAACAGAUAAUAACAGUACAAUAUUAAACCGCAACAACAACAGGAGCACGAGGGCGAGUUGAGGUGUAGUCUGUUACGGUUGAGCAAGAUGGAGAUCCCGGCGUAUUGCCCGUCGGUGUGCCAGCUGUCUUUGCGGGAGCUGUUGGAGUUACAAGAGCAUCCCCUUACCGAGGAGCAAGCGUGGGCUCUGUGCUAUCAACUCUGCUGCCUGAUGAUCAACGAGCAACACCGGCACGGUUCCUGGAAGCCCCUCCGCCUGCGAGGGUCCGAGAGCGUCUUGGUGAGGAAGGAUGGCACAGUCUACUUAAAAACGGAGGAAGCAUCUCGGGAUGGUAUUGAGUUGCUGACAGAAGAUCAGGCUGUUGACUAUCUGGGCAGGCUAAUCUACUCUGGCCUGGACUGGGGUUUAGCUGAAGAUGUUGAACGGAAUCUUGGAGAGAUGCUGGAAAGUCUCAUUUACCAGAUGACGAAGUUACAUGCCAACCAGAGAACACCUGGUGAACCUGUGCAGCCCAUAGCCACUUUUUAUGAAGUGGCUCAGGUGUGUGAAGCACGCCUAUACAGUCCAGCAAAAGCUGAACAUCAUUACCGGGCUAUUUGCUCUAUUUUAUUUGCCGAGACCAUUGACCUCUGCCAAUAUCUUAAUAAAAUUCAGAAUACAAAAAAGACUUUGCAGAAGCUCAUCAGUAUUCCAGAAAACACUAGAGUGGCUCCUGCUGGUGCUAACUGGGUUUUUUCUUGGAAGUACGUGAUUGAUGAGCUGCGCAAGGGUGUAAGGCUGCGGUCGAGGAAGGAGUAUCCAAACUCCAGUACGCCUUUACCAGUGGAGCUGUCUCCUUUUGAAAAGCUAUUAAAUGACAUUCGGGGCAAGAGGUAUACAUUACGCAAAGUGAAGACAGUUGGUAAUCUACAGCGACAGAUGAGUCCUCGCAGAGGAUUUAUGGACUGCCUUCAUCAGAGUUCCUCUUUGAGGCCAGCAAACGACAGAAGGUUAAAAAUGCGUCCUAGUAACGAAACAAGUCUGCACCAUUGUCUCAUGAUGGAAAUCCGCUCUGCUGGGAAGCUGCGACCUCUUGCCUCAAGAUUGAGGAGAGCUGCUUAUCAAGAUUCAUCUGGGCCUUCCCCAAACUGCAUCUUCUCCCUCUGUUCAUCUACGCAGGAAGAAUCUCUGUCCGAAGAUCUGCCACAACUAAGGAGCUUUGAUUCUGAGGAAAACUGUCAGUCCUUUGAGUUUAGUGAUGGCAAAUUGUCGGACAACAUGAGUAGCCACACAGAUCUCAAAUUUUUCCCUGCAUUGUCCUCUUCACCCCUGGACUCGCAGUAUGACCUUUCUGAUCAAAGAAGCCGAUCUAAAUCACUGGACAGCAGCACCAGUGAGCUCAACCAGGACAACUCUGCUGCUGGCACCUCUGUUACUCUUGCUGAUGUUAUCAAUAUCCGAAAGGCAGAUAUGGCAAAUGUAAUGGAUUCAUACAGCAGCUGCUGGAAUAAGAGGCUGUGUUCCAACUGCUUUAAACGAAGUCUCUUUUUCACUUGGCAUAAUAUCUGCCACUUCUGCAACAGGGUUGUGUGUCCUGACUGCUGCUUGGAGAUGCUCCUACCAUCUAAAACUUUUGUAAAUCUUCCAGUUAGUUUUUUCAAGAGACUUAUUCUCAGCCAUGAGGAUGUGGCUGAUCAGAACCAGAACUUCUGGAAGGCAAGAUGGGAGUGGGACUGCUCAAGUGUCCCUUUAGUGCUGGAAUCCCAAAGUUUUACCAAAGCUACCCCGCACCACAGACUGGCCAUGAAGGACUGGUACAGUAAGGAGCUCUGCGUCGGUUGCAAAGACUUCCUCCUCGAUGCCUGUGACUCCCUCAUCCUGCCAGCCAUUCCUAAAUCUAAGCCAACAAAAGAAAUCUAAUCCCGCCUUUUAUGUGUAUAUGCGUUUCUAAUUUUUUUUUUUUUUCCUCCCCCCAAUGGCUCCCUUUUUCUUUCAGGUAUUGGCAGUGGUUGAUUUUUGUAUGUCUUGCACCUAAACAGAUACUUAACACUUUACUUUUGCACCUCAUGUCACCAUCUCAUUUGAGUUUUCAUUUUGGAAUUAUGCACUGUAUUAAAGUGGAUAAACCGUAUCGGAUCUCACACGGUUAUCUUCACAUUAAGCUGCACUGAGUUUUCAAUGCACUUCUGUUUGUCCUGUGUGAAAUGGCAAAAUUGUACUGGUUGUAUAGCUUUUUAUGUGAGCCUUUUUAAUGUAUUUUUAUAUUUAUUUGUAUUUAAAAGUGAAUAUUAAACAUCAUAUUUCUGAA
Polypterus senegalus (gray bichir) is the source of this 2517-nucleotide messenger RNA. RefSeq lists its product as uncharacterized. The record is from RefSeq and is a predicted model, not a curated record. The transcript has 16 exons. Lineage: Eukaryota; Metazoa; Chordata; Cladistia; Polypteriformes; Polypteridae. Gene Ontology annotation, cellular component: cytoplasmic vesicle membrane; cell cortex. Bases 318 to 2129 code for a protein of 603 amino acids. Gene Ontology annotation, biological process: actin filament network formation; actin filament polymerization; establishment of meiotic spindle localization. Gene Ontology annotation, molecular function: actin binding.